AUGCAGCCCGAUGUCCAAGCUGCCGCCCUGAAGAACUUCCAGGAGACCCGUGACGCCUUCGUCAAGGGUCUUGAGGCCCUGUCCGGUGGAGAUAGAGGUGGACGAACCUUCUAUCAAAUCCAAUCCAACCUCUACAGACUCAUUAAUACUCUAUCUAUGUGGACACUGAUUCGAGAGGGCACCGAGAAGGAGGGCAAGUGUUUUGAAGCAAGAUGUCGGAAUUCGAUGGAUCUGAUUGACGACCUCAUCAGUAUGCUACAACUCGACUCCGACCUGGAAAACCGUGUCACACUCAAGCUUUUUGAUAUGGCUACUAUGCAAAUUGGAAGUCUAACCUUGGCCGGUUUCAGCAAUGUCGACAGGGAGGCAGUUUACAACGCCAAGAUGAUUGAAUCUGAGCAGGUCCGGUGGGAAAAGAAGGAAGUCUGGCAAGACUGUGCAAGACAAUCAUUGCUUCGCAGUUUCUGGAAUCGUUUCUAUUACAAGGGAGAUGGUUGCAUCUGUCGUCAAUGCAUGGACUACUAUCUGCCCAAGAGGGACCCCACCCCAUCCCCUCCUCUUUCUCCACUGCCCGAGACUGAUAUCGAUUCAUACGUGACUACCUCGAGCGAAGAAGAGUGA
This is a messenger RNA of Penicillium robsamsonii, 621 nucleotides long. RefSeq lists its product as uncharacterized. The coding region runs from base 1 to 621 and encodes 206 amino acids. The transcript has a single exon. Lineage: Eukaryota; Fungi; Ascomycota; Eurotiomycetes; Eurotiales; Aspergillaceae. The record is from RefSeq and is a predicted model, not a curated record.